AUGAGUUUGAUAAGUUGGAAUGCUCAGGGGCUGGGGAACCCCCGAGCAUUCAAUCGACUCUCCCUCCUUGUCAAGAAUCAUAAGCCUACUUUACUUUUUUUGAUGGAAACUAGAUUGAAGCCCAACUCUGUUGAUAGGUUUAAACGGGCUCUAGGUUUUGUUAAUGGCUUUGAAGUCCGUAGGAAGUAUUUUGGGGGAGGACUUCUUCUUUUGUGGGGGGAUGAUGUUGUAAAUAUUAUUAAUUACUCUACUAAUCAUAUAGAUUGUAUUAUUAAUCUCUCUAGUAAUUAUAUAUGGCACCUUACUUUUUUCUAUGGAUCCCCUGUUACUCAUCAAAAGCAUAUUACUUGGAAACUUUUACAUAAUAUUUACUAUAAUGCUGCUAAUCUUCCCUGGUUAGUUAUUGGAGAUUUUAACAGUUACCUUUCAAAUUCUGAUAAGUCUGGGGGUAGUUCUGCUGACGAGGCCUCUAUGGACUGUUUUCAUAACUUUCUUCAUCAGUUUACUAUGGCCCCUCUUUCCUAUUCUGGGAAUAAAUUUACCUGGACAAAUAAGACUAUUCGUGAAAGACUUGAUUGGGCUGUAGCCUCUGAUUUUUGGUACGAUUUUUUUCCUGAACAUUCCUUGCAUCAUCUAGGCUUCUAUGGGUCAGAUCAUAGAGUUCUUAAGCUAGUCUUAACCUCUUCUAACCCUCGAGCUAAUCCUACUUCUGUUCAUAAACAUUUUAGGUUUGAGAAUAUUGGGUUAGAGGAUCCCAGUUUCUAUACCACGGUUGACACUGCUUGGAAGGAAUGGUCUAAUUCUCAUCCUACUGGUAGCGGUUUCCAUAGUUUCCUUGCUCAGCAAGACAAUUGUGUCUCUGCUCUUAAGACUUGGAAUAAGAAAAGCAACCAUUCGAAAUCUAAUCGAAUCAAAUACCUGAAAAAUGAUGAGGGGGUAGUGGUGAACACUCAAGAGGGCAUUGCUGAGCUUGUCAUCUCUUAUUUCUCUGAUCUCUUCUCCUCUCAAGCUGCUGCCUCCAUUUUUGAGUCUUUGGGGCCAGGGCUUGAUGAGCCUGAGAUUACCUUCCUUGCUCAAGAUUUUACUGCUGAUGAAGUCAAAAGAGCUGUCUUCCAACUUUCUGGGGACAAAGCUGUUGGUUUAGAUGGCCUCAAUGCUUUUUUCUAUCAAAAAAAUUGGUCUGUUUUAGGGGCUGACUUCACUAAGGCUAUUCUUGCUUGUCUGAAUCAAGGAAGUUACUUCACUGAGAUUAAUUCUACCCUCAUUGUUCUCAUCCCUAAAAAACAACAUGCAAAUACUCUUAAAGAUUUUCGACCCAUUAGUCUUUGCACCACUCUUUAUAAAGAUAUCUCGAAGAUUCUGGCUAAUCGUCUUAAAAAAGUCUUGGAUAAAAUCAUUUCACCUUGUCAAAGUACGUUUGUGUCGGGUCAUAUUAUCCAAGAUAAUAUUCUUAUUGCAAAUGAGCUUGUGCAUGCUAUUAAAAAUCGGACUGUGGGUACGCGGGGAUGGGCUGCUUUAAAGCUAGAUAUGACUAAAGCUUUUGACCGUGUUGAAUGGGAUUUUUUGAGACACCAUAUGUUCCAUUUUCAUUUUCCUGUUCACUUUGUUUCCCUCAUUUUCAGGUGCUUGACCACUGCUUCCAUUUCUUUCUCUAUAAAUGGUCAAGUUCAUGGGUCCCUUAAGCCCACUCGUGGCCUUCGACAGGGUGAUCCCAUUUCACCUUACCUUUUUAUCCUUUGCUCUGAAGGUCUCUCUGCUCUCCUUCAAAAUUUUCAGAAUAGGGAGCUUCUGAGGGGUAUUGCAAUUUCUAGGCGGGCACCUUCUAUUACUCACUUGCUGUUUGCUGAUGACAGUUUUCUUUUUUGCACUGCUGACAAGCGUUCUUGUGAAACCCUGCAUCAUGCUUUAUCUAUCUAUUCUAAAGCGUCAGGUCAGAUGGUUAAUUUUGCUAAAUCCUCUAUUUUAUUCUCUCCUAAUACCCGUACUGAGGUUAGGAGUCUCUUUUUCCAAACUUUUCAGUUGGAGGGUAGGGCUUUUAUUACCACAUAUUUAGGGCUUCCUCAAUGUCUCUCACGUGUUAAAUAUCCUGCCUUUACCUUCCUUAAGGAUAAAGUGGCCACUAUUUUUCAUUCUUGGAAUCAUAAAUGGUUCUCUAGGGCUGGGAAAGAAACUCUGAUUAAGGCUGUCCUUCAAGCUAUUCCAUCAUAUGCCAUGGCUUGCUAUCGCAUUCCUACAAAAAUUUGUAAGGAAAUCGAAUCCCUGAUCUCUAAGUUUUGGUGGGGCUCUUCUGCAGAGUCUCACAAGGUUCAUUGGAAGAAUUGGUCUAGUGUUUUCCAAUCUAAAUUUGUUGGGGGUUUGGGGUUCCGGUGUUUAACUCAUUUUAAUCAGGCUAUGCUGGCCAAGCAAGCUUGGAGAAUUUUUCAAUACCCUGAUUCGUUGUUAUGUAGAGUUCUCAAAGCUCGGUAUUUCCCCCAUUCUUUUAUUCUUGAGGCAGUUGUGGGUCUUAUUAGGAAGGUGGGUAAUGGGUUAAGUAUUCGCACAAUUGGGGAUCAUUGGUUUCCUGGCUGUCGUUUUAAGUCCUAUUCCACUUCUGCUCCUCCUACUCAAUCUCUUUCUUUUUUUCUUUCGCCUUCUGGGGAUUGGGAUAGGGGAAAGUUGAUUGACUUUUUUGAUGACUCUCUUGUGGAAGACAUCUUGCAGUCUUGGGAUAUGCCUACCUCCUCCUCUUUUGCUUCUAAUAAAUCUUUUUGGACCAAAAUUUGGGCCUCCACAGCACCUCCUAAAAUUAAACACCUCAUUUGGCGUGCUCUUUCUCACUCUCUUCCUGUAGCCUCUUCUCUGUUUUUUAGACACAUUAUUACAAACCCUCUUUGCCCGGUUUGCCAGUUGCAUUCAGAGAUUGUUGAACAUGCUAUCCUUGGGUGUAAUCAUGCUAGAAAAGCUUGGAAACAUUCCAAAUUUUUUACCUUCUAUACUAAUCAUAAGGAUAGUAAUUUUAGCUUAUUUUUAGCCAGUGCUUUAGAUGCCUAUAAUAAAUUUGAUUUGGCUCUAUUAUUUUGUUUUAUUUGGUCAAUCUGGAGUCAGAGAAAUAAUUUAUUCCAUAAGAAGGUAGGGCUCUCCUCAUAUCACCUUUUUGAUUAUGCUGCUAACUAUUUACAUGAGUAUAUUGAUGCUAAUGCUAAGCAGAUGGUAUUGUCUUCCCCUGCACUGCGUCAGAAUCGGCGAGAGGUCCAGCUUCCUGCUGGGCAGUGGAUUGUUUACACAGAUGCGACAUUAGAUUUGGGCCAUAUGAAGCAUAGUUAUGGAGUUGUGGCUUUUGAUAAUGCAGGCUGUAGCAGAGCUGGUUUUAUGGCCCCCUGUUCUGGUGUAGUUUCCCCUGAGGUUGCAUAA
Messenger RNA from Cannabis sativa, 3390 nucleotides. RefSeq lists its product as uncharacterized. The transcript has 5 exons. Gene Ontology annotation, molecular function: catalytic activity. The coding region runs from base 1 to 3390 and encodes 1129 amino acids. Lineage: Eukaryota; Viridiplantae; Streptophyta; Magnoliopsida; Rosales; Cannabaceae. The record is from RefSeq and is a predicted model, not a curated record.